AAGAGGAGAGGAGCGGAGAGGAGCCCAGAUGCCUGAGGUGCCUCGUGGUGGUGGGGGCCCGCGCCGGCGAAAGGGCCCAGGUGGGAGCGGGAAGCGGGAGACCAUGUCCAAGGGCUGGAGCCUCCGGGGUCUCCUCCCGGGAGGAAGGAAACACUGCACCGCUCAAGGCCCGAGUGGGAAGAAGUUCCGAAGCAAGCCUCAGCUAGCCCGCUACCUAGGGAGCUCCAUGGAUCUGAGCACUUUUGAUUUUCGCACAGGGAAAAUGCUGAUGAGUAAAAUGAACAAGAACAGGCAGAGGAUGCGCUACGACUGUUCGAGCCAAGCCAAAGGAAAACCUGAUUUAAAUACUGCACUCCCUGUCAGACAGACAGCUUCCAUCUUUAAACAGCCAGUCACCAAGAUUACUAAUCAUCCUAGCAAUAAAGUGAAGAGUGAUCCACAAAAAGCCGUGGAUCAGCCUCGCCAGCUCUUUUGGGAGAAGAAACUAAGUGGACUGAAUGCCUUCGACAUUGCAGAAGAGCUUGUGAAAACAAUGGAUCUUCCAAAGGGCUUGCAAGGGGUUGGCCCGGGUUGCACAGAUGAAACCCUCCUUUCUGCCAUUGCUAGUGCUUUACACACAAGCACUAUGCCCAUCACCGGACAACUUUCUGCAGCUGUGGAAAAGAACCCUGGUGUGUGGCUCAACACGUCACAGCCUCUCUGUAAAGCCUUUAUGGUGACAGACGAAGACAUCAGGGGAUUCCAUCCAAAAAUUCCCCGUGAAACAGAUCAGCAGGGCCAGCACAACCAUUUACAAAGCCAAGAGGGUCUGAGGACUAAAUUGCACCAACCAUACUUGUGAACGAGCUCAGUGAUCACUAGAGGAAAAAGUUGGGAGCCUUAGACUUUACAAAGACAGUUUCUGCCCCCCUCUCCCCCCCACCUUCCCCACCCCCCUCCUCGUCCCCCCCCACCUUUUUUUCCUGCCCUACUUUAAGGUGGGGAGGGACUGAGAGGCUUUAUAUUAGAAACACAAAUCCCCAUUUUACUAAUGGGUCAUUGGUACAGUAUGGUGAAACUUUCCCAGGCCUUCCUUUCAAGUACCUUGAAACCUUCCUUGACCUAGACUCAACAUUUCUUUCCCUCUUUGUUCUGGGUCUCCUUGGCAUCUCUGCUGUAGCCUGCUUGUCAAUACCCAACUCUAGGAGACCAUUUUGUGUUUUGGAGUGUGGUUUCAUGUGUGAAUUCAAGUCACUGAACUUCAUGUCCAAUCCGAUCUUGGGAAGAAACAAAAAUGGAAUUGGUGCUCUCUUCCUUCUGUCCAGCUGGCUUCCUCUAAUGCCAGAUCCUUUGCAAAGUGCUCAGAGGGCCAAGACUGGGAUGAAGAGGGAAGAUUUGUAGGAAUCUAUCUCACCUGUCAUACCGACUUGCUCUCACAAAUCUCAGUGUCACAUUGCACUCGAUAACUGCAUUUGGGGGAGUUAAAAGCUGCCGGAGGGGAAGAUGGAAUAGUGACCCCUUCAGGAGUUUGGGGGGCUCCGGCCACGGGGUUGUCGUGGGGAGUGAUGUGCAGAAUUUUGUGUCAAUGUGUCUUAAGUAAAAUGGAAGACGUAUUUUCUCAGACAAAACAGGAGGUCCAUUUGAAUAAGAAAGGGAAACUUUAUUCUGGUGCCAGGAUCCCAACCCCUGCUGAGAGGGGUAAGAGGGUAUUUCAGCGGUGUGCCCACCUACACAGUAUGUGAAAACUGUGAUAUUCUGACCCCAUUUUUUUAAGAAACCUAGAAGUUGACUUUUCUUUAAUAAAUUGAGAACGAAAGCUGAA
This is a messenger RNA of Ornithorhynchus anatinus (platypus), 1801 nucleotides long. It is a transcript of the gene MBD3, whose product is annotated as methyl-CpG binding domain protein 3. Gene Ontology annotation, molecular function: DNA binding. The transcript is spliced from 6 exons. Lineage: Eukaryota; Metazoa; Chordata; Mammalia; Monotremata; Ornithorhynchidae. The record is from RefSeq and is a predicted model, not a curated record. The coding region runs from base 29 to 841 and encodes 270 amino acids.